Danio aesculapii is the source of this 4047-nucleotide messenger RNA. It is a transcript of the gene kpna3, whose product is annotated as karyopherin alpha 3 (importin alpha 4). Gene Ontology annotation, molecular function: protein binding; nuclear import signal receptor activity. NCBI's taxonomy places the organism in Eukaryota, Metazoa, Chordata, Actinopteri, Cypriniformes, Danionidae. The record is from RefSeq and is a predicted model, not a curated record. The transcript has 17 exons. Bases 63 to 1625 code for a protein of 520 amino acids. Gene Ontology annotation, cellular component: cytoplasm; nucleus; nucleoplasm. Gene Ontology annotation, biological process: NLS-bearing protein import into nucleus.
UCCCCGAGCGGAGCUCCGCACGUCGGUCGGGACUACAGGCGCACACACAUACACACAGAGCCAUGGCCGAAAACGCCGGCUUGGAAAACCAUCGCAUUAAGAGCUUCAAAAACAAGGGGCGAGAUGUGGAGACGAUGCGAAGACAUCGUAAUGAAGUGACAGUAGAACUGAGAAAGAACAAAAGAGACGAGCAUCUCCUGAAGAAAAGAAAUGUUCCACAAGAAGAGAGUCUGGAGGACUCUGAUGUGGACUCUGACUUUAAAGGGCAAAAUGUAACGCUAGAUGCCAUCUUACAGAACGCCACCAGUGACAAUGCAGUGGUGCAGCUCAGUGCAGUGCAAGCAGCCAGAAAAUUGCUCUCAAGUGACAGAAAUCCCCCAAUAGACGACUUGAUAAAAUGUGGAAUCCUUCCAAUCCUAGUCAAAUGCCUGGAGAGGGAUGACAAUCCUUCAUUGCAGUUUGAAGCUGCCUGGGCUUUGACCAACAUUGCAUCAGGGACGUCUGCACAGACACAGGCAGUGGUCAAAUCCAAUGCUGUCCCAUUGUUUUUGAGACUUCUGCAUUCUCCUCAUCAGAAUGUGUGUGAGCAGGCCGUGUGGGCGCUGGGAAACAUCAUUGGUGAUGGACCUCAGUGUAGAGAUUACGUCAUCUCGCUCGGUGUGGUCAAACCUCUCUUGUCGUUUAUUAAUCCUUCCAUCCCCAUAACCUUCUUGAGAAACGUCACCUGGGUCAUUGUCAACCUGUGCCGAAACAAAGACCCUCCACCACCCAUGGAAACAGUACAAGAGAUUCUUCCUGCCCUCUGUGUACUCAUAUAUCAUACAGAUAUAAAUAUUCUGGUAGACACAGUGUGGGCUUUGUCAUAUCUGACAGACGGAGGUAACGAGCAGAUUCAGAUGGUAAUAGACUCAGGUGUUGUCCCCUACCUUGUCCCGCUGCUCAGCCACCAAGAGGUCAAAGUUCAGACCGCAGCGCUGAGAGCGGUGGGGAACAUUGUAACCGGGACAGACGAGCAAACUCAGGUGGUGCUCAACUGUGAUGUCCUUUCUCACUUUUCCAACCUGCUCACACACCCCAAAGAGAAGAUCAAUAAGGAGGCGGUGUGGUUUCUGUCCAAUAUAACAGCAGGAAACCAGCAGCAGGUGCAGGCUGUAAUAGAUGCUGGCCUCAUACCCAUGAUCAUUCACCAGCUUGCCAAGGGUGAUUUUGGGACACAGAAGGAGGCUGCAUGGGCCAUCAGCAACUUGACAAUAAGUGGAAGAAAGGAUCAGGUGGAGUACUUGGUGCAACAAAACGUGAUCCCACCCUUCUGCAACCUGCUGUCGGUGAAAGAUUCUCAGGUGGUCCAGGUGGUCCUUGACGGACUGAAAAACAUCCUCAUCAUGGCCGGGGAGGAAGCCAGCACAAUUGCUGAGAUCAUUGAAGAGUGUGGAGGAUUGGAAAAAAUCGAGAACCUCCAGCAGCAUGAAAACGAGGACAUCUAUAAACUUGCAUUUGAAAUCAUUGAUCAGUACUUUUCAGGAGAUGAUAUUGAUGAAGACCCCAGCCUGAUUCCUGAGGCCACCCAAGGAGGCACAUUUAACUUCGAUUCCUCCAACCUACAAGCCAAGGAGUUUAAGUUCUAGACAACAUCUGGAGCUUCGAACUUAGGAUUGGUGGGUUUCCCAGCUGCUCCUCAACACCCUGCCACCUACUGACCCAUCACCUACCAACCACUCACUAACCAGACAAAACCAACCAAUCACCGUGCUCAGAAACAAUACUCUCUCUCUCACUCACUCACUCACACAGAAAAGAAAUCGCACUGAAGGAUCCGAGUACCCGCCUCGAUGCCACUCAAAACACGGAUGGAUCUAAAAAAUAAAACUCAAAAAGAAAAACUCAUUACUCUGCAGUUGCCAAAAAAACAAAAGAAAAAACUAACAAAAAAUAUAUAUAUUUUGCUCUUUCUCUCUCACACACACACACACACACACACACACACACACACACAUAGGUGAGCAUGAACAAUGAUAGGAACUUCUGUUGUUGUACCAGCCAUCAUAUCAGCCAAGGAAGAUGAAGAAAGAGAAAUUCCUGAAAUAAAAAAGGCUUUCGGUUUCCGAGAAAGCCUUUCUCUGGAUUGAUGGUGAUUUUCGAGUCUCAGACAGACACCCAACUCGAUACGUCCAGCCUCUACUGUGUUAAGCCAUUUGGACCUUCUCCCUCGUUCAUCUGUGAACUAGCCCUCGAUGGCUUAUUCAAAGGAAUAUUAUUCAAAAGGGGGAAGGGGAGCGUCUCUAAAAUAUGUGGUGUGCAAACAGAAACACUUUAAUUAUCGCCACCAGUUUUGCUUUUUUUCUUCAUCCUGAAAUUAUGGACAAAACACUGAAGAUAUAGAAACUUGAAUGGAGAAAAUCUCAUCAGUCAAGCACCCUUGUUUUUAAAGUUCUGCAGCGAUAGUGUCGUGGACAUUCAUUGUGCCGAUCUUUUUUGGUUUGCAAUGUCAUAGGAUACGAUCAAUUUGGCCAGGACUUUUAAAGGGCCGCCCCAACCUUUGGAAGUUCUUCAAGAUAACCUCAAGAGGUCUUUCUGCUCAACAAGGGUGCUCUGGCAGCGCUCUUUGUUUCCUGGAUUCAUCUUCUCUUCUUCCUGUCUGUUAUCAUAGUAAUAAGUUCAUCGGGAUAACCCCAAUCGUAACUGGUUGGAGGAUGUUUUCACUAAAUCAGUACAUUUCAGCACUCGAUAGUCAAGAAACUCUGCAACAGUGAUUGAAUUGUGAAAUCUUUUUUUUGUUUUGAUCAGUGGAGCUUCCGCUUUUGCAGUUUUUCCAGUCUUACGCGCACACUUUUUUGGGUUUUUUCCCGUUUUAUUGCUUAAUGUAAGUGGAGAGCGAUGUUCGCUUAAUUUUGACUAUACAAGCAAUGGGAAAAGGUGAUCCAUGACGUUGUGGUUUCUUUUUUUUUUUUUGGUUUAGUUGGUUUUUAAAUCCUAUUUCACUUGCUGCAAAACCUAAUCGUACCAACUAAAAUAAAAUUAUAUUUCUUGUUUAGGUAUAUAAUGAGAAGGCGCUACCACACUUAGGUCCACUAGACGUUGGGACGCUACAAAACAAUAACAACGUUAUGAUUAUUGAUUUACAGCCAAUAGGGGUAAUUUUUAAUUUCUUUCGUUUGUAAUGGCAAAUGAUUGCCAUUAAUUGGAAAAUGGGCUUUCUUACUGUUGUGACUGGACGUUUUAUUUGUUGUUUUUUUUCUCCCCUGUGCAUUAACUUGUAAAGGGAUCUAUGGGAAAAAGAAAUUUACAUUUGGACUGAGGUAAUUGUAUUUGGGCGGCAAAUACAGUAAGGAAGCUAAAGGCAGCCCUGAUGAUUUUUUUUUUGUUUUUGAAUUAGCCAUUUAUUGUUGAACAAAAUAAAGCAGGUUUGAAAUUCAUAAACUUAUCUAGACAUCUAGAAAACGAGCCACUUUAAAGAAGUUUCGUCUUGUAUCGGAAAUGGAUACAAGCUUAUUGCUUGUUGCAAGAUUUUUACUUGCUGAAGAAAAAAAAUUAAUCUAAAAACGGCGACAGAUCGCAUUUUGGCCUCUGAUUGUUUGUAUGUUUUUAUAAAUUUUAGAACUGAAUUUCUCUUUAAGGUGGCUCAUCAGUAUUUUUUCAACUCUUGUGCAUAUUAAAGAUAAAGAAUGAGUUGAAAUUCAUUGUGCCUUUGUUUUUCAUUUCGAAGCAACUAAAAAAAAAAGGUUCAUAAUGCCUGCCACGUUGCAUUGGAGCUGCUUAUAUUAUGGGGUCUUCUGGGUGUCAUAUCUGGACUUUACAAUGAGACGUUCUCUGGAGUAGAGUUAUAAUUCUAAUUCAAUUCUCCUCUAGUCUGCUGGCUGACUUGUAAUUGAUCCCCUAACUUUCAUUCUGCUCCCUUCUCAUUCUUGGUCACAAUUCUCAGCCUGUCCCUGCCCUCCCUUCCCGUCCACCUUUCUAUGGCAACACAUCUUUCACUCAUCACUCCCUCAGGACGUGCUUUAUGUAUCAAUGAACCUAACCAAAAUAAACUUGCUGUUAGCCAUCCUUUUA